GAAUACACAUAAUUUUCAGUAUCGAUUGGGUGAACACGUAUCUCGGGCAGCUCCGCAUUUAAGGUUCCGGUGAAAAUUAUCUAAGAAUUGAAAAAGAAAAUUUGAAAAAAAAGUAAAAAAAAUGGGUGAUCAACGCGGAACUCGUGUAUAUGUUGGAAAUUUGACUGACAAAAUUAAGAAAGACGAUCUGGAAGGAGAGUUCACAAAAUAUGGUAAAUUAAAUUCUGUCUGGAUAGCUUUCAAUCCACCAGGUUUUGCAUUUGUCGAAUUCGAGCAUCGUGAUGAUGCACAAAAAGCCUGCGAUGUAUUAAACGGCACCGAGCUAUUGGGUUCCCAAUUGAGGGUAGAAAUCAGCAAGGGACGUCCACGACAAGCAGGAGGCCGUCGUCAGGGUGGCCGAGGUGGAGGCCGUGAUGGCGGAAGACGAGAUGGUGGAUUCGGUGGCCGCCGUAGUGGAAGCAGUGGAGGAGGGGGAGGAUUCAGGCCACGAAACUCAAGUGGUGGACGUUAUCAAGAUCGCGGAUACGGCGGUGGUUCUGGUGGCGGUCGCUCCGGUGGUGGUGGCUAUGGACGUGAUAGCUAUUCCGGAGGCGGCCGUUCAGGUGGCGGAUAUGGACGUGAUGGCGGUGGUGGAGGCUUCAGUCGCCGUGAUUCAUAUGGACGCGAUGGUAGUCAAGGUGGAGGACGCUCAUUUGGUCAAGGAGGUGGUGGCGGCGGUGGUCGUUUCAGGUCACGUUCUCCAAUGGGCCGAUUCUAAGCAUCGUAUCAUCUAAACACACACAUACAUACACAACAAAUCUGCAAUAACAAUAGCGCGAACGAGAUAAAAUGAACAAGUAAGAGCUUCGUUGUUUUAUAUUAAAAAAACCAAGAAAUUACAUUCAAAAUUACUACGUUUUAAGCUGCGCUAGACAAACAUUUUAGUAAGACUUUGCAAAGUUUGUUUUUGUGAAACAUUCGAUACGUAUCUACUAAAUUUUUUUUUUUGUAAGAAACUCGUCCUAGUGGUAUAAGUCGUAAUUUUAGAUAUUUUCCUCCCAAAAAAAACCCAAAAAUUCUUCCCUCUGUCCUUCAUCCCAUAAAGAAAAAAAAACCAACUCGAAUCAACUCCAAUGUUAAAGAACAAAACGUCAAAAACAAGAAAAAAUAGUUAGGUCUCGAUUGUAUGAUGACUAACACGAAAAGUAUUUUUUAAAUGCAAGAGAACUUAAAAAAAAGACGAGCUAGAUGUAUGCAAAAGAGUGAGAGAGAAAAAGAAACACGGGCUGGUCGCCGUUGAAAGCAAAGCAAAAAAACACAUUUGCCAAAACAGUACAUACUACAAUAUAUUUUCACUAACGUUGAGAGAGAGAACAGAGAGCUGAUUUGAAUUGAUUAUAAAAACAACUUUAAUUUUAAGUUCUUUACCUCUUUUUAUAAUUCCAACCCCCUCUCAUAUCUUCUACUACUACUUAAACUUCCCUUCGAAGACUCAAAAGAAAAAUAUUUAUAACAAACAAUUAUUUUCUUUUUUAAACACUACGUAAUACUACGAUAAGUUUGUACGUCACAUAGAACAAAAGAAAAAUGCUAAAAUGAUGAUGAAGGAGGAGACAAGAAAAUUUAAAUAAGACGUUUUAAAGAAAGUCCAUACGCAUGCAAGCUACGAUAAGCUGAGAUUUAUGUGUGUAACCUGUCAAGAAACAAACAAAAAAAAGAAACUAAAGUAAACCAAACAACGAAUGAAAUAUUUAUCAACUUCUCUCGUACUAUUUCUGUAUAGCAUAACACAGUAUUCCAAGAAACAAGAAAGAAAAAUGAAAAAAAUACAUUAAA
Molecule: messenger RNA, 1815 nt
Organism: Stomoxys calcitrans (stable fly)
Lineage: Eukaryota; Metazoa; Arthropoda; Insecta; Diptera; Muscidae
Gene: Rsf1
Product: RNA-binding protein Rsf1
Exons: 1
Coding region: 122-757 (211 amino acids)
Cellular component (GO): nucleus; cytoplasm; ribonucleoprotein complex
Molecular function (GO): mRNA binding
Source: RefSeq, a predicted model, not a curated record